UCCACAGAAGCCAAAUAAUAAAGAGCCAACAAAAGGCCUUUGCUCUUCCUGUGCUCUUACUGCUACUACUAUUACUUGGGGCAUUGGAUAGACUGAGUUUUGUUGUGGAGAAAAAUGGCAAUAACACUUAACAACGGAUUCAAGAUGCCAAUUAUUGGUUUAGGUGUGUGGCGGAUGGAAGGAAAAGAAAUCAGAGACCUCAUUACUAAUUCUAUCAAGCUUGGCUACCGUCAUUUUGAUUGUGCUGCUGAUUACAAGAAUGAAGCAGAAGUAGGGGAGGCAUUGGCUGAAGCUUUUAAAACAGGGCUUGUUAAGAGGGAGGAUCUUUUUAUCACUACCAAGCUAUGGAAUUCAGAUCAUGGACAUGUUGUUGAGGCCUGCAAGGAUAGUUUAAAGAAGCUUCAGCUUGAUUAUCUUGAUCUUUACCUUGUGCACUUUCCUGUAGCCACAAGGCAUACUGGAGUGGGUGCGACUGGCAGUGCAAUGGAUGAGGAUGGGGUGCUGGAUAUAGACACAACUAUAUCCCUGGAAACCACCUGGCAUGCCAUGGAAGAUCUGGUUUCCUUGGGUUUAGCUCGCAGCAUUGGAAUCAGCAACUAUGACAUCUUUCUAACUAGAGAUUGUUUAGCCUACUCGAAAGUGAAGCCCGCUGUGAAUCAAAUUGAAACUCACCCGUACUUCCAGCGUGAUUCUCUUGUCAAAUUCUGUCAGAAGCAUGGCAUCUGCGUGACUGCUCAUACUCCUCUUGGAGGUGCCGUGGCCAAUACUGAAUUGUUUGGCACUGUAUCAGUAUUGGAUGAUCCUGUUCUGAAGGGCCUGGCUGAAAAAUACAAGAAAACCGUGGCCCAGAUUGCUCUCCGGUGGGGCAUCCAACGAAACACUGUUGUCAUCCCCAAGUCAUCAAAGGUCGAGAGACUGAAGGAAAAUUUUGAAGUUUUCGACUUCGAGUUAAGCAAAGAGGAUAUGGACCUGCUGAAAGAGUUGGACAGGAACUACAGGACCAACCAACCUGCCAAGUUUUGGGGAAUAAACUUGUAUGCUUGAUCAUGUCCAUUAUAUCAUUUGAAAAUGUUCCCUUGCCUCUUAAGAAUAAUAGCAGCAGUAUGGAUGUUUUGCUUAUUGUGCUUGGUUUCUGAAACUGUGAGAAAUUGAUUGACAUCAUGGUCAAGGGUUGAUUAGUAUCAUAUGCUUUACUUUGGUAAAA
This is a messenger RNA of Populus trichocarpa (black cottonwood), 1204 nucleotides long. Its product is annotated as NADP-dependent D-sorbitol-6-phosphate dehydrogenase. Gene Ontology annotation, molecular function: aldose-6-phosphate reductase (NADPH) activity. The transcript is spliced from 6 exons. The coding region runs from base 115 to 1044 and encodes 309 amino acids. NCBI's taxonomy places the organism in Eukaryota, Viridiplantae, Streptophyta, Magnoliopsida, Malpighiales, Salicaceae. The record is from RefSeq and is a predicted model, not a curated record.